CGGGAACAAGGGCAAGACACUAUCUGGAAAAAAAUAAAUGGAAUAAAAAAAAUUUAAGAGAGAGAAAGUGGAAAUAAAAAUAAAAAUAAAAAUAAAAACAACAGAAGAGAGAGAGAGAGAGAGAGAGAGAGGGGAGUGUGUGUGAGGGUUUUUUUUUUUUUUUUGAGAGAGGAAAGGUGUAAAGAGAUGGGGCAGAUCGUGAAGAGGAAGAAGAAAGGGAGGCCAUCGAAGGCGGAUCUGGCUAAAAGGGGAAGUUCGCCGGCAGCAGCGACGGAAUCGGAGCUGCGGCGGAGUCACCGGCGGAGAAAUGUGAGGUAUAACAUCGAUUACGACGAUUACCUGGACGAAGACUUCGAGGAAGAAGACGAGGAAGAAGAGAGGAGGAGAGAGAAGAAGCUUAAGCUUAUUCUUAAACUUAAUCAAGGUCAAGAAGCUGAACCGCCUUCUCCUCCUGUUUCUUUGCCGCCGAGCCGUGGCCGAGGUGUUGUUUCGUCGUCCGCCGCGCGUGGGAGGCGAACGGCGAAGGAGGAAGUGGAGGAGGAAGAAGAAGAUGAAGAUGAGGAAGAGGAAGAAGAGGAAAGUGAGAGAAGGAAGAGAAAGAUUAAAAAGAGAAGAAUCAACGUCAGUGAUGGAGUUGAAGAAGAAGAAGAAGAAGAAGAAGACCGACAAGUUGAUGAUGAUGAAGAUGAUGAUGACGAUGGCCGUGUUGAUGUGGAUGCCGAGAUGAGAGGGAGAAAAGGGGAAUCCAAAGGGCAGGACUCGGUUCCAGGGACGCCAUCCGAUCCUCCAUCAGUGGUUCCAUUACCUGAUAAGAAGAUAUUGGAAUUGAUUCUUGAUAAACUUCAGAAGAAAGACACUUAUGGUGUAUAUGCGGAACCCGUUGAUCCUGAGGAGCUUCCUGAUUACCAUGAUGUGAUUGAGCAUCCGAUGGACUUUGCCACGGUGAGGAAGAAGUUGGCAAAUGGAUCUUAUUCGGCACUGGAACAAUUUGAGAGUGAUGUCUUCUUAAUAUGCUCAAACGCAAUGCAAUACAAUGCGCCAGAUACAGUAUACCAUAAACAGGCAAGGUCCAUUCAAGAGCUGGCCAUGAAAAAGUUUGAGAAGUUGAGGAUUGAUGUAGAACGGUCCGAGAAAGAUAGCAAGAUUGAACAGAAAACAAAAUCAAACUUCUUAGCAAAGAAGCAAACCAGAAAACCUUUAUACCUUACAACGCAGGAACCUGUUGGUUCUGAUUUCUCUUCAGGGGCCAUUCUUGCCACUUCUGGAGAUAUCCUGAACACUUCCAUUGCUAUCCAAGCUAAUGCUUGUGGGAGGCCUAGCCAUACUGAUGUACUCGUAGAUGGUAAUUCAUCCGUGCCUGAUUAUAAUCGAGAGAAAACUGAAGAACUAUCAUCAGGGAAGGGUCUUCUUUCUAAAUUUGGGAGGAGGGCGACUGCACUUGAUGAUAAUCGUCGUGCAACAUAUAACAUAUCUAAUCAACCGGUGGUUAGAUCGGAUUCGAUAUUUACGACCUUUGAGGCUGAAAUCAAGCAGCUGGUUGCUGUUGGGCUUCAAGCAGAACUUUCGUAUGCUAGGAGUCUUGCUCGCUUCGCUGCAACGCUUGGACCUGUUGCAUGGAAAGUUGCAUCCCGCAGGAUUGAGCAAGCACUGCCUGUUGGCUGUAAGUUUGGUCGUGGGUGGGUUGGAGAGUAUGAACCACUUCCAACACCGGUAUUAACGUUCGAGACUCGUGCUCCUAAGGAAUCAGCCCUUUUCACAAAGUUGCAGCAUGCUGCUGACGUUCAUCCUCGAAAGGAUGAUGCUACUCAUAGGACGACCCCAGUUCCUGCAACUGAUGUUCGAAAGGAUGUUGGAACUUAUAGGACCCCAGUUCCUGCUAAGCCACAUCCUCUCGAUGUCCCCGUUUCUGAACCGAAAUCCUCUUCAUUUUGUCCCGCAAAUGGGUCAACAUCAGAAGGGAGGCCAUCUUUGUUUACUCCACCAGCUAUGCCAUCUGUUCCACCUAUUAGAAGAGAUGAGUCCAGCAAUGCUGCCGCUGUCGCUGCUCGUGCAUGGAUGUCUAUAGGAGCUGGAGCCUUUAAGGAAGCAAAUGAAAACUCUGGCACUUCGAAAGGAAAGAUAUCCGCAGAUUCGUUAUACAACCCGGCUAGGGAACUUCAUCCACAAGCUCCGCAAGUUCGAGGGCAAUUCCCUGUUUCUGCAGGGAUGCAUUUUCAACCUCAGCCAGAGAAGAAUAAUUUUCCCCUCCAUGGUUUCCCACCGCAACAUGUUCGCAUGAUGAAUGAAGCUCAGUUCCAAAACCGACCCAUGGUUUUCCCUCAACUCGUGGCGACCGACUUGUCUCGGUUCCAAGUUCAGCCUCAUUGGCAAGGUCUUAGCCCUCGAGCACAGCCGAGACAGAAGCAGGAUUCACUUCCUCCGGAUCUUAAUAUCGGGUUCCAAUCUCCAGGGUCACCGGUGAAACAAUCGGCAGGUGUUUUGGUUGAUUCCCAGCAGCCAGAUCUGGCUUUGCAGCUUUGAGUUGCUGUGACGGAUUUAUCUAUUUUUUCUUUCUUGUAGCUAUGUAUUUAUUACAAGUUUAAGAAAGUUUUAAUUUUGUUUUCAAUUGAAAUUUGAAAUUGAUUAGCUGUUGCUUUAA
Gossypium raimondii (Peruvian cotton) is the source of this 2638-nucleotide messenger RNA. RefSeq lists its product as uncharacterized. The coding region runs from base 187 to 2520 and encodes 777 amino acids. The record is from RefSeq and is a predicted model, not a curated record. The transcript has 9 exons. Gene Ontology annotation, molecular function: protein binding. Lineage: Eukaryota; Viridiplantae; Streptophyta; Magnoliopsida; Malvales; Malvaceae.